This is a messenger RNA of Annulohypoxylon maeteangense, 1551 nucleotides long. RefSeq names its product Alpha/Beta hydrolase protein. The coding region runs from base 100 to 1335 and encodes 411 amino acids. The record is from RefSeq and is a predicted model, not a curated record. The transcript has 5 exons. Gene Ontology annotation, biological process: epoxide metabolic process. Lineage: Eukaryota; Fungi; Ascomycota; Sordariomycetes; Xylariales; Hypoxylaceae. Gene Ontology annotation, molecular function: epoxide hydrolase activity.
GUUUGCUGGAUUAAGGUCAUUCCAUUUACACUUUAUCAUUGAAAUAGAUUAAUCUCAUUCAUUUUAUUUUUUUUAAAAAAAAUAUUGCCGCAGUGAAAAAUGGCUGUUUAUGCAAAGCUACCGGCGGGGGCGACACUCGAUGUGAGGCCGUUUAAGGCCCACGUUGCCGAAGAGAAGCUCCAACAUCUUAAGAAGCUUCUGGAAUUGUCCCCUAUAGCUCCGGCCGUGUUUGAGAACACCAAUGCAGGUCGUAGGUACGGGAUGCAGAGAAACUGGCUCGAGAACGCUAAGCAGGUGUGGUUACACAAGUUCGACUGGCGGCAGCACGAAGAUCGCAUUAAUUCGUUCCCCAACUUUAAAGCUUCUGUGAAGGAUGCAGCUGGCAACACGAUCGAGAUUCAAUUCCUAGCUCUAUUCUCAGAGAAGCCCGACGCUGUUCCUAUCGCAUUUUUCCAUGGCUGGCCAGGCUCUAUCUGCGAAUUUCUAGAUAUCCUGGAUAUCCUUAAACAACGAUACACCCCUGAAAACCUACCGUACCAUGUCAUUGUCCCUUCGCUCCCAGGUUACGCAUAUUCAUCUGGCCCCCCAGCUGAGGUUGAUUACGGGGUGGACAUAGCUGCCGGAGCGCUUAACAGUCUAAUGGUCGGUUUGGGGUUUGGGUCCGGUUAUCUGGCCCAAGGUGGAGACCUCGGCAGCUUCAUGAGCAGGGUCCUUGCGAUGAGCUAUGAUGCAUGCAAAGGCAUUCACUUGAACAUGAUGGGUAUGCCACCGCUAGAGAACCCGAACAAGCUCCCUACCGACGAGUUAGAGAAGAGGGCGUUGGCAAGGGCUACCGAAUUUCUGGAUACGGGCUAUGCGUUCGCCCUAGAGCAAGGCACAAGGUCCGCCACCAUAGGGCUCGCGCUAAGCAGCAGUCCACUAGCGAUGCUUAGCUGGAUCGGAGAGAAGAUUCUUGAAUGGACUGACGAAGACCCUCCCCUCGAAAAGAUACUCGAAAGUGUGACAUUGUAUUGGCUUACGGAUACUGUCCCGCGAGCCAUGUACCAUAGUCGUGGGGCUGGUAACCCCGAUGAAAAGCCCAAGAUCGCAAGGACUAGUGUGAUCACGAAACUGACAGCCCUCAAACUCCCAUUCAUCGAGAAGCCAUGUGGAUACUCAUUUUUCGCCAACGAGAUCGUACCAAUUCCGAGAAGUUGGGCGGCCAAGUCCUGCAACCUAGUGUCGUUCAAUCAGCACGAGAGUGGAGGUCACUUUCCGGCUAUGGAGAAACCGAAUGAACUGCUCGCUGAUGUUGAGGAGUACGUCAAGAAGGCCUGGAAGGUUGCUGAUAAAUAAGGGUCUUCUGUAACAUUAUACAAGGUGUGAAUAGGCGCAUGUUGCCGAUCUACGCAAGUACUUGGGUGUCGCACCCCGUGGUACACUAUUAUCUGGGUUGGAAAUAUCAUGAUAUUGGUAGCAUUGGGCUUACUAGGUGGUAUUGAUGUUUCUAGUCUUCGGUAUCACCAUUCGGUAUGGCCGUCCUAUUCAACAGAUUCAUAUCUUCACUUCAAU